Molecule: messenger RNA, 1099 nt
Organism: Phycomyces blakesleeanus NRRL 1555(-)
Lineage: Eukaryota; Fungi; Mucoromycota; Mucoromycetes; Mucorales; Phycomycetaceae
Exons: 5
Coding region: 14-880 (288 amino acids)
Molecular function (GO): oxidoreductase activity, acting on the CH-OH group of donors, NAD or NADP as acceptor
Source: RefSeq, a predicted model, not a curated record
AAUAAAAUCUAUAAUGUCUGCUGCCGAUCGUCUUUCUACUAUCCAGGGCCACUUGUCUGGUAACUACCCUAAGGGUCUCUUGGCUGGUGAAGUUGCUAUUAUCACUGGUUCUGGCCAGGGUAUUGGAAAGAGCUGUGCCGAGUUAUUUGCUCGCGAGGGUGCCUUUGUUGUUGUGACAGAUAUUGAUGCCGCCAAGUCUGACCAGGUUUCUGCUGAUAUUAAUGCUGCCGGUGGAAAGGCCAUUUCCAUUGCUGGUGACAUUACUAACCCUGAAUUUCCCGAGAUUCUUGUUGAGGGUACCGUCAAGGCCUUUGGAAAGAUCAAUCAUAUUGUCAACAAUGCUGGUUUCACUUACGAUGGUAUGAUCCACAAGAUCACUGACAAACAAUGGGAUAUUAUGCUGGCUGUCCACAACACUUCUCCUUUCAAGAUCGUUCGUGCUGCUGCAAAGUAUCUCCGCAAGAAGGAUGGCGAGAACAAAUGUGUGAUCAACGUUUCUUCCACAUCUGGUCUCCAUGGAAACAUCGGACAGGCCAACUAUGCUACUGCAAAGGCCGGUAUUGUUGGUCUCACCAAAACCAUUGCUAAGGAAUGGGGUGUUUUUGGUGUCCGUGCUAACACUGUUGCCUUUGGUUGGGUUGAUACCCGCCUUACUCGUGCCAAGGAGUCUGGUGCUGCUAUCGAAAUUGAUGGUCAAAAGGUCGCUCUUGGUAUUCCCACUGGUGCUGCAAAGGCUGCUGUCAACCCUUUCGCUGAUAUUCCUCUCGGUCGCGCUGGAAAUGCUGAUGAGGUUGCUGGAUCUGUUCUUAUGCUUUGCACUCCAUUGGCUAGUUACAUUACUGGUCACACCCUUGAGGUCACUGGUGGCCGUGGCAUCUAAUUCUAAAGCUCUUAAAUAUGCACUCUGGAAUCAUAAAUUAGCGAAAAAUUACAAUUUUCAUGAUAUUCUAUACACUUCUACUCCUAACACAUUUCCUUCAAACUUAAAAAUUAAUGUUAUCAAAAAAUAAAAUAACCAAGUGUCUUCUCCUCUAGACAUAAGCUGUCAGAGUUGUAUCACGGAGGCAUCUUUUUGGCUCUAUAAAGCCAAUAAUAUCCU